Molecule: messenger RNA, 3244 nt
Organism: Nymphalis io (European peacock)
Lineage: Eukaryota; Metazoa; Arthropoda; Insecta; Lepidoptera; Nymphalidae
Exons: 1
Coding region: 60-1901 (613 amino acids)
Molecular function (GO): protein binding
Source: RefSeq, a predicted model, not a curated record
UUGGGAAUUAACAUGUCAAAAAAUGAUAAUGAAAUGAAAGCUGUAAAAUAUUAAGAUUUAUGAAGGAAAAUCCGAAUUCAAAACAAAUAUAUGAUAAAGCGUCCAUACUGAGAAUAUUCUUAAACAGUAAAUUUGCUCUUUGUCGUCUGUCGGUGUUAAAAAGAAGAAACCGAAUUUUUUUAAAUAUGAAUAUAGUAAAUUUACCUGAAGAGAUUCUAAUCAUUAUUAUUAAGCAGUUGGAUACUAUUUCUUUGUACAAUUUAUACACUGCUUGUUCACGAAUUCGUUCUAUAAUUAGUGAAUAUAGAGUUGUUAAAUCAUGUGAUUUAUCUCUAAACACAAUGGCCACAGUGCAGUCACUAAAACUGAACUUUUUUAAAGAUAUUUCAAGACAUCUUCAAGAGUUGAACUUGUGUGGAAUUAAUGACCUAACUAAAACCUUACUUCUGCCAGCUAUGAAUAAACUGAAGACCUUAAAAACAUUAAAUGUUUCUUAUACAAAUAUCAGCAUUUUCGAUUUUGUUGAACUCUACCAAAAUUGCCCCAGUAUAAAAAAUAUAAGCAUAAAUUUUAUGUUUGGUAGAACUACCCGGGUUAGAUUGUUACAAGACUCUUUACUACAAUGUCAAGAAGUGUUCAAAAACUUAGAUUUUGUUAAUUUUGUAGGGAAUCUCAGUAAUUUAAUAUAUUCCCAAUUACCAUUAUAUAUUUUAUGCAAAAGCAGAUUGAAAGCUUUACAAUAUACAGUGAUAGAAUGUGAUAUGAGUACUUAUGAAAAUGAAGACUCUGAAGAAAAAGUGCAAUUCGAUCAAUUCUCAAUAUACUUCUUAGAUGGGAAGAAUUCCAGUGUGUAUUAUGGAUUUAUGCAUGAAAUGCUAUUGUUUAAUGUGUUGGAUUUCCAAAAAUAUGAAGUUAUUAUUAUAAUUCGUUUAAACUUGAAGAGUACCUCAUUGUACGCAACACCUUUGUUUGAAAAGUUUUUUGGUGAUAAUUUUGAUUUAGAUGUAGAUUUCAUAAUGGAUUUUUCAAUAUCUAUUUUUGGAAAUGUUAUUAUAAUGCUUUGGAAUAAAAGUACAACAAAUUUUGACAAAAGUUUCUUUGAAAAUUUGUUACGAAAGUUACGACCAUUGUUUCCCUGUCAAUUUAUUUCAUCAAGGAGAACACAUGUGGAUGAUAAGUAUGACUGGUUCUAUACUACUCCUACUCCUUCAACCUCUGAUUACAGGAGUGAAUUGUGUGGAUUUUCAUACAAAAAACGUAGAGUUGUCGAACCAGAUUGCAUUUUAAAUUAUGAUUAUCACUUUGAAAAAAAGCGUGAAGUUCAAUUAAGUUUGCUUUUUAAUGGUGAUAUUAGAAGUGGUGUAUCAUUCCCUUAUGAUUGUGUAUAUUUAAGUAAAUUAACUUAUUUGAGUAUGAGUGGAACAGUAAGUUACCGUUGUAAUUUUUUUGAAAUUUUGUUUAGUUCUUGUGAUGUGCUUGUCACAUUAAAUGUAGAAGCACCUGCUACAUGUUCAUGCUAUGCAGCAGUAUCAAGGUACAUUUCCUUCAGUCGAAGUCUUAAAAAUUUAAGAUUGGUGGAUAAAAGAAUUGAUUUUAAGCUUGUUUUUUCAUCAUUGAGUGAAUGUAAAACAUUAGAGAAUGUUAACAUAUGUGAAAUGUCUUCUAACUAUUUUGAUGUUUCUGAUCCGUCAAUAUUGUUCAAAAAAUGUGAAAAAUUGUAUUGUUUGUAUGCUUACGGACCCGUAUCUGAUAAAACUCGGAAUAGAAAGUUACAAAUUUUGAAAAGAGCACGAACGAAAUGUGGAAAGACAUAUAUCAAAGUUAAUCUUUUUAGUCAUUCUCGUUUGGCUUAUGAUCCUUUUAUUGAUGUGUUUAAACUAAAUCCAAUAAAACCAGUAUAAACAAUGUAUCAUAUUUUAUUAUUGUACUAUGUGUAUUGUUACAAUAAUUGAAAUGAACUAAUUAUGUUUGAGGUUUACUUUUGCUGUGGUUGGUACUUAUUAUUGUUAUUGAUAGAGAUAAUAUGCCAAGUACAGCACUGCCGCCACAAGCAUAUGUCAAUACUCCCCUAUAGUACUGGGGGCAGGUUAAUGCAUCAUCACAUUUACUGAAAAAAAAUGAAUGGAAAUAAGGUUUAUGUUAUACAAAUAAAUGCCUGUAGUAGUCAAAGGAUCUUAUUUUAAGUAUUGUUUUAUACAUCCUUGGAUGGUGAGAGUAUAUUUGUCUAAUCAUAAAUUUUUGGCUGUAAAAAUUGUUUUAAUUUAUUUAUUAAAAAGUCUGCUGAAUUUAAAACCUCUGUAAUUUAAAAUUAAGUUAUGUGGCUAAGGAUAUGCUUACCACAUUACACCACUAAGGUGGAUGUGGAAAUUUGUAUAAAGUUAAGACUGUAAAUCUUGUUAAAUGUAUGCUGAAUUAUGAGAUGUAACUUUCAAAAUAUCUCAAUACUAAUCUUAUUUGUACAUAAACAAAAUAUAACAAUUUUGUAUUAAGAAUAAUUUUUAUAGUCUUCUAUGCGUACCAUUAAUUUAUGUGUGUUAGAAAUGGGAUUCCAUAUAUUAUUUAUUUUGUGUAGUUACACAUGUAUUACUUUGAAUAAAUCUCAUUAAUUUUAAGGCUUUUCAAAUAGACUUGAGUUUUGUAACGAUAUAAUUUCUUUUGGUACUUACUAGUUUUCUAUAGCCAUUACAGCUAUUCCAGUUACUAAUUUGUCGGCAAAUGUAACAAUCGAAUAUAUUAAAGCACCCUGAUGAGAAUGAGGUCCUAUUAAAUCUGCUGUUACGCAAAGGCUCGACACCAGGGUUAUCGCACUUCCAGCUCCUGAUAUAAAACAUUGUAAUUAAUUUAUUAUGUUCAAUGGGGUGAAAAACUUUGACAUUAUGUUUUUGUAUCGAAUGCAUUUUGCUUAAAAUAAUGUUUCGUUUUUCUAAUAUAUACGUGUUUGUAUUUACAUCUGUAGGUAACCAUUGUAACUAGGGUGUAGUAGCGAUAUGUGCAAGAUCUUGCAAAUAUACUUAACUGUAAUUCAGUUAUUAUUCUUGUCGUAUAUGUACCAAUGUAUGAGUUAUAGUAAUAUGGCUAAGGAGUAACGAGACAUAAAAGUAUUUCGAAAUUAAUAUAAAAUAGAAUACGACUGUGGAAAUAUAUGACUUCGUUUUUGGUUUAAUUUUCGUAUGACGAAAAAAUACAUUACUUGUAAUUUGAAUUAUAGUAAUAUUAAGCCAAAUAUAAUAUUCUUAUCAUACGA